Paecilomyces variotii is the source of this 1276-nucleotide messenger RNA. RefSeq names its product serine-rich protein. The record is from RefSeq and is a predicted model, not a curated record. Bases 400 to 999 code for a protein of 199 amino acids. The transcript is spliced from 2 exons. NCBI's taxonomy places the organism in Eukaryota, Fungi, Ascomycota, Eurotiomycetes, Eurotiales, Thermoascaceae.
CGAACCUGACCAACGCCACCAGAACUGGGCAAUGAAGUUGAAGUACUCAAGCAUAUCGCGGACCCUCUAAUGACGAGUUCUUAUUAAGGAAGAGUAGUUAAAUUCGAAGUAUCGCCAUUGAACCAUUCUUCGUACUUGACAUCCAUUUGAUCAAUCAAUACAUUUUCCAUUAAUUGAUAUCCGUCAAAUACGCGACCAUCUUUGAAUAAGUAUAUAACUCUCACAAAGAAGGAGAGCAUCUUUGGAAAUCCAUACAUACUGGGAAUCUCCCGCAUUUGCCACAUCUCCCUCCGGACGCAAUUCCGAUCCCAUACAUAUAUACUACGAGCGAGGAGGGACCGUCACGCUCUCUCCUUUUCUUUCCCUUCUGAAUCCUCUUUCUACACGGAAUCAAACAUAAUGAACCCUUUCCUCCGCACCGGCCCAGCUACCAGGGCUGCUAGCUCGACGACGAAGCUAGUCUCGAACCUCUUCCGAACUGCUGUCCCGCUGCCCUCGCGGAGAUCGUAUUCUCAUGAAGCCUAUGGCGGGGGUGACGAGCCACGAGGCCCGACGAAAACUGGCCAGGAUCCGAGUCCGACGAGAAACUUGGAGCAUCCGGGCCCACCACCACCCAACGUCUCCAAAUCCACUUCUAGCAACACCAACAACACAGGAUCCCCCUCCCCCUCUACACAACCACGCCAGAAAACCAAUGAAUCCCAACCCGGCUCCGCACCCUCUCCCGAAUCCGCCUCUUCUCAAAAACCCUCCCGCGAACCCGGCACCUCGACAUCAUCCACGGCCCCGCCCAUCCCCUCCAACAAAGCCCAUCCGACACUGAACGACGGCAAGCAAUCGCCCAACGUCGACGAGAGAGGCGAACUCAAGCCUGAUGUUCCCGAUGAUGUGAAGAAGCAUAAUCAGGAGAUGGAUCAGAGGUAUGAUAAGUCUUAUAAUAGGAUUGGGGAUGGGGGGAAGGUGGAAAAGGGGUUUUGGAAGGAGGAGAGGCCGGAGUAGUGUAUCAGUAUUAUUAGUACCAGUACUAAAGGUUUUUUUUUAAUCCAAUCUCUUGAAGGGUGGUAUUGGGUUUCGUUUUCUGUUUUUGUUAGAAUGUAUAUGGUACAUACUCUAGUUACUAGUUACUAGUUACUGGUUAUAACUUACAUUACGUUAAUAUGGUGUUGUGUUGUGCAUACAGAAUGUAGACUAAAGACGGCGUGGGCUUGGGAUUAAGCUAUUCUUCUUCUUCUUCUUCUUAUCUAAAUCAACUGGUUUAGAACUAGUUGGAGUAUUU